Molecule: messenger RNA, 4480 nt
Organism: Ruditapes philippinarum (Manila clam)
Lineage: Eukaryota; Metazoa; Mollusca; Bivalvia; Venerida; Veneridae
Exons: 6
Coding region: 59-4378 (1439 amino acids)
Source: RefSeq, a predicted model, not a curated record
GCAUAUCCAUAUCGGUACCCUCUUUGCGAAAUUUACUGAAACGGUACCCUCUCCGAUCAUGCACAGGCCACUCUUUGCUGAAAACAAACAAUCAAUGGAUACUCAUACAGCUUAUUUUCCUUCUACUGAUGAAAAGAGAUCUCGAAAACGUAAACGGAAUUCAGGAUUGUGGCUACACCAUCCGAAAAAGAGACCUGUACAGAACAUUUAUGAAACAACAACGAGAGCAACCAACCCAUCAUGGACGCCACAAAAUAUUUCAAGCACAGUCUGUCCGAAUAGCGACGAACUUAGAGCCGCUCCUUCAAAAAACUGGACCAGGAAUAAAACACCACCAAAGUCCAAAAAAGUGUUGUUUGAGACUGGCAUAGAAGAGUCACUUUGCCAGGAAAUUACUAAAUUACUUCCAACAAUCCUUUCAAAUUUAGGACAUGCUGGUAAACUUGUUGAAUUUUGUCAGUUUCUUCGAUUGAUUGCCACAAACAAGUUUCCGUUACAUAAUAUAUCAUUGUUACUUUUGCUUGAUGUGGCCAAAUGGUACUCUCUAGACAAUACAUCUCAAAUGAAGUAUCCACCUGAAACCAUGCUUUUUUGGAAAACAAUGUACCGAUUAUUUCAUGGGAAAGCUCUUCGUUUUAUGAGCGGAGAAAAAUCUUCAAGUCAAGUUCUUAAUGAACAACGUGGUACCUGUACGCCUCAAAACACUUCCAUAAAUUUUGCAGUACCAAGCGUUUUUGCCAUUAAUAGCUUUGUAAAUACAGAAACUGCAAUUCCAAAGGAAAUUCGUCCUGGUAUAAUAAAGCAAGGUAUAGAAUUGAGAUCCAAGGAAAAAUGUUAUGUUCUAAGUGUAGAUGGCAAGAAAUUGGCACCAGGUUUAAACAGAGAAAACGGCGAUCAGGAUCUUUUUGGGCAUGAACAAACUGAAACUUUAAAUCAAACAAAGGAGCGUCUUGAAAACGAAAUUAACUUAAUUGAAAGGGUUCACGAGUGCUGGAGCAAACUGGACAAUGACGAAAAGUGUGAACGUUUGGAAAAAAUAAUUAAGACAAUAUCAUUUCGUAUAGUAGAAAUGCGGAAACUGUUUUUAAAGCAGACACUGGCAUUGAAAAGGUUCCAGAAAGAGGCUGGUGAAAAGUGGAGAGAGUCUAGGUUAGUUUACGCCAUCAGCAGUGUGCAAGCCCAGAUAUUCCAAAUACGGUCAGUAGUAAAAAGGCUUCUGCAUAUAAAUGAUCUACUUCUUCAAACUGGAUCAGCGAUUAAGCAAUCACAACGCAUUACUAAUACCUUCAGUUCUGAAAGUACUAUAGAUAUCAGUGGGCAGGAUAACUGUAUAAGGCUUAAAGAAGUAAAUGAAUUGCCUCAGAAUGAGCAGCAGAAUAUUCGCUUUAUAAAACAACGAUCUGACGAGUGGUUCAAAAACAGGAAAAAAUACAAAAUAACUGGUAGUACAUUAUAUGGAGCACUGGGUUUAGAUACAUUGAAAAAACAGCAAUCUCAUUUUGAUCGUGUUGUAAAAGGAAUACAACAAGAUGAGACUUUCUCAGAAGAAGUACAGCAUAGGUUAGAUCAUGGCACAAAGUCAGAGAUUCACGCCAUAGCGACUUUAGCAUCAAAGAUUUUACCAUUCUACUAUCAUGAUCUCAAAUACAUUGAAGAAGGUGCACAUGCAGUUGAUUUUAAUAGUGAACCAUUCAUGAUGGUAUCACCAGAUGGCAGUUUAUGUUACAUGGAAACAAAUAGUGAUUGCUUACCUUCACCUCUGUUUGGCUGUGAAUUCAAGUGUCCUGUGCAGGCAGAAUACAAGACUCCAGUGCAUUAUGAAAUACCGUUACGGUAUAUUCCACAACUAUUGGCAGAAAUGGCGAGUAUGCGCAUUGAUAAGAUGAUAUAUCUAUGUUGGUCAGAAGAAAGCUCAACUGUAUUUAUGGCAAGUUUCGACCCAGAAUUAUGGAACAUGAUUUUGGCUGAGGUAACAACAGUUUAUAAUGGUUCAGACUUGAAAAGGCCGACUAAACUAUCGAAGACAAGUAAAUCUAUUGCUGAAAAAAUGAAAGAGUACAGGGAAUCUUCAACUGAACUACUCUGUGAAAUACCAUCUGUAAAAGGUAUUAGCUCCCAAACGUCACAGUCUAAUGACAAUUCGCCCUACUUGUUUCCAAUAACUGUCUUGAAUGAGACUGAAAAAUUGACGGAAAUAGAUGUUAUAAUGAAUUCAGCAGUGUCCGCCGUCCGAGAAGUGCACGAGAUUUGUAGAAAAAAGGCAACCGAAAUUUUAGUUUGGUUGCUUAGUGAUACUGACCGCACCUGGGAUCCGGAAGUACCACAUUCCACUCCAGUGGCGUAUGCUAUGGCUGGAUACAGUCUACCAGUAAAGCCAAUGCGAAACAUGCAUGAAGAUAUUUUAGAACAUUGCUUUCAGAAAGGUAUGAAUGUUGUGUGUAGCAGUUUUGAUGGUCAGUGGUUGAAACUUGCGACGAGGGAUUCUAGUGACAGGCCCCUCACAUUGAUUCAGCUUCAGCGUGAUGUAUACGACAACGCUUCGAAAGUAAGCCGUAAAGAAAUCAUCAAACACUUCAAAGACUUAAUGAUAGUACAAGACACUAUCAAAGAUAUCAAGUACGUCAGGGUGAACAACUCACUUACUGUAUCGUCUACAAAACUAAAAAGAUUAAUGACUGCUAUACGCAGAAGCAGAAGCCCGAAUGAAAUUUGUAAAAAGGGCGCUAUUGACACUGAUCUUAAAAGUGAUAAUUUAUCCUGUUUACCAAAUGAAGCAUUAGAAACAUUAAUAACUGAAGAAAUUAAUGACACAGAAACAGAUGAAAUAGUUUCUUGUACAGAAGAUACACGCAAUGUUCCUGUAGUUGUUGAUGACAAUGUUCACGAUGACAAUUGUGAAAAUAAUGUAUCAUUUUCAAACGUGCUUACUGAAAACGAAUUAAAGACUGCUCUUUGUGAAUUUCAAAACUCUAAGCAGAAGUCUAUUAGUAAACGGUGGAAUGGAAAAUCAAUAACUGAUUUACAAACAUGUAUAAACAAUGUGCAGCUUUUAAGAAAACUAACACACAACGAAUUAAAUAGUCUCAUUUAUCUGUCUCUUCAUUAUCAGAAACUGAAAGGUGUUUAUAUAAGAAAGUCAUGGUCAAUAUUGGAAAAAGUCAAUGGGCUAAGCAAAGUAAUCGGUAGCUGUGAUCAAAUAACGCAAGAGAAAACAAUUAAACAAAUGAAAUCAUUAAGAUAUUUUUCAGCAAAUGUCGUUGAGCGGAGUAUGAAGUGUGUACCAAAGUCAACACUGAACAAUUUGUACGCUGUCAUCUUAUACGAUUCCGAAUACAAGAAGUGGCUGAAUUCCUCCCCUUUUUGCGAAAAGAUGCAAAUUCAAGGAUUAGGAGAAACCAAACUGUUCUCAUAUCCAGAAAUGAAUGAAACAAGGCAAAAAUUGGAACACAGAUGCGUUGAUUAUCACCAUCUAUUUGUCAAUUUAAGAGUUAAAGUUUGCAAAGACGGUUUACAGGGUAUACGCAAAGAAGCUUGGCACGCUGUUGCAGAGUUAGGUGAUAAUGUGAUCAGUAAAGCUAUUGUGAUUGAUCUUAUUGAUAAACAGAACAAUGCAUAUGCCAAACGUGUAUUCUCCUCAGAAGUAGAGUCCGCUAUGAGGUCAUUGAAUUUUUACAAAGAAGCAAAUUUUUGUAAAUUGGUUAGACAUUGGUAUCAAGCGGAAGACAUGCCAGGUUUAUCGGCAAUUGAACGCUGUAAACGACGCAUAGCAUUGAAGAACUUUCUUCUUGAUGGUGUAGAUUUUGGUCAAUAUCCACAACCUGGAAUGUACGUCAAAGGAUUUCCAAAAGUUAUGUUCGAAUCAUUCCUUCAACGGAUUGAUACAUCCUUCCAGUUAUACUCUAGCAUAAAAGGGAAAUGUUAUAAUCCUAGGGCAAUAUCUAGUCUAGUAAAUGAGACAUUUUUUGGGGAAUUGUCAGAUCUGGAACCGACGAAGCUUGGUUGUCCAAAAGCUAUAAGUAUACCCCGAUUGAUAUCAACUGUGACAGAAAUUCAGCAUUACCGCUGUGAUCCAACUAGAAGGACUUUUAAGAUCAUAACAACGAGAAAGUCCGUUUAUCCAGCUACUGAGUUACAUAUCGCAGAUUUCCCGUCCACCUCUUCUUUAAGCGAAAAUAUUGUUGAUGGAUCAACAUUGAUCGUUAGAGAUCAUUCAUUUGACAUGUCUUAUCGUAGACGCAAGAAGCAGAGAAAAUCGAAGCGUUCCGAUGUUUCAAAACCAUCCGCUGUAGCGAGAGGUUGCCAGCCUAUAAGAGCCCACCAUAAGUGCGAUGAGAGUAAACUACUACCAACUAGAAGACUUGGUAUAGAGAUGGAGUGAUUUCGUAACAUAUGAUUUGUUUUAGAGAGACACGUUCGAAGUACAUGUAUUUGGCAUAAAUCAAUGCAAAGUGCCUAUCGUUAAUAAAGGGCUAAUAUUCUU